GUUGAGGUCGACUCCCUGAUGUCUCUGCUGCGGAAUUUGCCCGGCCUCGGCUCCUUGAAGCCCUCAUCCUUGCUGCGAUGUCUGCCAGAGAUCUCGGUCCACUUCGUGCCGCCAGGACAGCCGCUCCUGCCGUCGCCGUUCUGGUUUUUCAUUCUGGACGGGUCCUUCGACAUCAUCCGCUUCGUCCCUGCUGAGCCGGCAAUGGACAUCAAGGGUGCGGACGACGCCCUGGGCAUGCCUGACUGUCUCAGAGCUCCACCAGCCAUGCAACGACUCGGCCAACGCCCGUCACAGACGAGCUUCUGGGGCCUCACAGCGCCCGGCCCGGAUCGGGAUGGUUGGCUCCUUGCUGCUGGCAAGGGCGUCACAGUCGCGCGACUGCCUGCCGAGUGUCUGAAGCAGCUGAGCCGAGGUCCAACCUGA
Symbiodinium natans is the source of this 423-nucleotide messenger RNA. Lineage: Eukaryota; Dinophyceae; Suessiales; Symbiodiniaceae. The record is from the annotation of a GenBank genome assembly.